Colias croceus (clouded yellow) is the source of this 780-nucleotide messenger RNA. RefSeq lists its product as uncharacterized. Bases 171 to 551 code for a protein of 126 amino acids. Gene Ontology annotation, molecular function: cysteine-type deubiquitinase activity. The record is from RefSeq and is a predicted model, not a curated record. The transcript has 2 exons. Gene Ontology annotation, biological process: protein deubiquitination. Lineage: Eukaryota; Metazoa; Arthropoda; Insecta; Lepidoptera; Pieridae.
UUUGCUUACGAUUGGGAUGUUGUUUGGUUAAUUUUAAGGAACUUACAUAAAUACCUUAGUCUUCAAAUAUAAUUACUUAAUAGUGUCGGUCGAAAUAACGAGACCAAAGUUACGUUUAAGUAUUAAUUGUAUUCUUACAUCUUGCAUAUCUACCAGUACUAGUAGUGGCAAUGGAUUCGGAAAUACUGUAUGUGAAUGACCAUCCAUGCCCACACCGGAUUGUCCGUAUACCUGGUGAUGGUUCGUGUCUAUUUCAUUCUUUGUCAUUCUCUAUGUAUGGGAAUACUGAGUCGUCGUAUGAGAUUAGACUUGCUAUAGUGGAGUAUGUGGUAGCGCAUUGGGACGAGUUCAAAGUGUAUACGUGUGACGAGCACGGAGACCCCUACAUUGACGCCGACCUGUACUCGACGGCAAUGGUAAAAACAACUACCUAUGGCUCCGUGUCUGAACUUAUGGCUGCCGCAGCUUUGUAUCCGUACGCUUUCGAGGUUUACGAAAACGGCCUUUUGAGAGGAUCAUUCGGUGGUGAUUAUGGAAUCAUCAAUUUGUGAAUACAACAGAUUAAGAAGUAUUUACCGUCCAGACUUGUCAAAAAUUGAGACAUCAAAGCCUCCGAGAAAAGCCCAUAGAGACAGGGAGUGGGCUUUGAGAAAAACUGUGGCUGAAGCUCAAGAAGUAGUACCGGAAAAGAAAAAGAGGAAGACUACAUAUAAAAAUAAGAAAAUAUCAUAAGACCUUUAACAAAAUUCGUUAGAAGUAGAUGGUAUCAAAAAGAAAGGC